Drosophila grimshawi is the source of this 1151-nucleotide messenger RNA. RefSeq names its product 39S ribosomal protein L28, mitochondrial (gene mRpL28). The record is from RefSeq and is a predicted model, not a curated record. Gene Ontology annotation, cellular component: mitochondrial large ribosomal subunit. The transcript is spliced from 3 exons. Lineage: Eukaryota; Metazoa; Arthropoda; Insecta; Diptera; Drosophilidae. Gene Ontology annotation, molecular function: structural constituent of ribosome. Bases 129 to 1031 code for a protein of 300 amino acids.
ACGCGCACCGUUGUUAGCCAUAUUGAGACAAAUAUAUAGAAAAAACUCAAUUCGACAGGACAACAAAAUUGAUUUGUUACAGAAAAAUCGAAAUUAAAAACCCAAGAUAUUGUUGUGCACCUUAGAUAAUGUCCCACGCAACACCGCAGGGCGUUAAACUGUUGAAUGGCUUCAAGCGUCCCAAUCGGUUCGAGAAGGGUCUCGGCGCCCAGCUGCCGGAUGCCUAUAAGAAAUUCUGGCGCGAAUGGAAGCUAACGAAACCAGCUGCGGUGCAUUACAUACCCAAGGAGAGUGAGUGGGAACGCGACGAGGUCACGCAUGCCAUCAAACCGGUUCAGAAUAUACCAUUGCCGCUAAUCGAUACACCGGAAUCGCAUCACGGCAUUUGGGGUGGCGAAGCCGUCAUCAAGGGCUUCCAGAAGCGAGCACAGACAAAACGACGAGUUCCCCAUUUUUGGGUACCGACUCUGCGCCGCUCGGUGGUGCACAGUCAGGUGCUCAACGAAUACAUGUCCGUCGUUGUCACCGAACGCACACUGGAGCAGAUUCACGAAUGCCAUGGCUUCGAUCAUUAUCUGCUCAAGAAUUUGGCAUGUGAUUUGCGCUCGGCGCUGGCAUUGAAAAUCAAGCGAAAGGUUCUCAAGGCACUGCAACAGGGCUGUCCGGCAUGGCAGGCGGAGCCGAAUCAUCAGCAGGAUAUGCUCAAAGAAUACGGUCCGUAUCUGGCAUCCUAUACACCAGAUGAGAUCGACUGGUAUGGCCACACCUACCUCGAAGCCAUACGCAAGCUGCAGAAUCAAUUGCGCGCUGCGGAGCAAGUCCUCCCACAUAAGAUUGAAUUUCGCAGUAAAUUAAUUGAGCAGUUGCGUGAAGCGGGCAUUCCCGAGGCGGGCAAAAAGGAGUCAAAGGGUGUGAUUGCCAAUGUCGAACACAAAGAUGCGGACAUUGAGGCAUUGACCAAGCUUGAAUCAUCGCCCGCAUCUUCGAGCUGGCUAUCAAAAAUCAAUCCGUUUGGCAAGAAGGAAACGUAAAAGAUGUUCCGUAACAUUGAGCAGUGAGCAACUACUGGUUAUGUGUUGAAAAUUAAAAACAAAAAAAAAACAAUAUUAAAACUUGACUGGGAGUCUCCAGUACGUCAAAAUGAAUUCUUA